AUGCAGGAUUCCCCCAGCUCCCUGGUGAUGGAUGGAUACUCCAGCAAUGUGCCAGCCUUCCUGACCAAACUCUGGACACUGGUGGAAGAUCCUGAGACGAACCAUCUCAUCUGCUGGAGCUCUAAUGGCACCAGCUUCCACGUGUUCGACCAGGGCCGCUUCGCCAAGGAGGUGCUGCCCAAGUACUUCAAGCACAACAACAUGGCCAGCUUCGUCCGGCAGCUCAACAUGUAUGGGUUCAGGAAGGUGGUGAACAUCGAGCAAGGGGGGCUGGUCAAGCCUGAGCGGGAUGACACUGAGUUCCAGCACCUCUGCUUCCUGCAGGGCCACGAGCACCUCCUGGAGCACAUCAAGAGGAAGGUGUCAGUAGUGAAGAGUGAGGAGACCAAGAUGCGCCAGGAGGACCUCAGCAGGCUGCUAUAUGAGGUCCAGAUACUGAGAAGCCAACAGGAGAACAUGGAGUGCCAAGUGCAGGACAUGAAGCAGCAAAAUGAAGUGCUCUGGAGGGAAGUUGUUUCCCUCCGGCAGAACCACUCACAGCAACAGAAAGUGAUCAACAAGCUGAUUCAGUUUCUGUUUGGCCAGCUCCAACCCGGCCCCAGCAGCGCUGGGAUAAAGAGGAAGCUCCCUCUGAUGCUUGACAGUGGGGUCUCAGCUCCACAAGUGUCCAAGUUCAGCCGGCAUGUGCCUGCAGACCCCCUCCACGACCCCUACUUCAUACAGUCGCCAUCAACAGAGCCUGCCUCUUGCUUAACCAGCCCUGCAGUUGCUGGAGGACCCAUCAUAUCUGAUGUUACUGAAGCAUCCCCAGCCAGCCUCAUAAAUAUGCAGCCCCCUCCUGAACAUGACAGGGAGAAGUGCCUCAUGCUGAUCAAGGAGGAGCCAGUCAGCCCUGGACUGAAAGCCAGCUCUGAGCCGGAUGUGCCCCUGCCGGGCUGCCGGGCUUGCCCCGAGCCCCCGGUGCUCCCUGUCGCCAUGGUUCAGUCUGUUCUGGAAGGCAAAGGGAGCUGUGGAGCAGCCCCAGCAGGGACAUCACAACCACCUGAGAGAAGAAGUAGAAGGGCACUGCUGGACAGAACAGAUAUUCCAGACCCAUUGGAAGGCAUGGACUGGAGCCUGGAAGGGCUGCAGCUGCUGCUGAGGAGCCAGCAGUACAGCCUGGAGCCCAGCAGCCUCUUGGAUGUCUUUAAUCCAAAUUUAUCUUUGAGUGAGUGGAACUUGACUGAAAUGGAAGCCAGCCUGUCCCCGAUGCAGCGCCUCACAGCGGACCUGGAGAAGACUGCAGCUGAGCUGCCCCCCAAAGCCUUCAACACACCCUUCGGCGGCGCCUGCCCAGGGAAGGAUGUCAUUCUGGAAAGCACCCAGCAGCUCCUCCUUGACCGCCAGGCAGUGUUUGGAAACGACCUCAUCAGCUUGCCUGAAGCUUCCUCGCUUUAUGUUCCCCCUGACAAUGUGGCUUCUUAUCUGUCCUCUGCGGGUGGCCAGGGGGACGUCCCACUGAACCUGAGCUCUUCCCCUGACACCAACCAGUGA
Messenger RNA from Dryobates pubescens (Downy woodpecker), 1533 nucleotides. It is a transcript of the gene HSF4, whose product is annotated as heat shock transcription factor 4. The record is from RefSeq and is a predicted model, not a curated record. Gene Ontology annotation, molecular function: sequence-specific DNA binding; DNA-binding transcription factor activity. NCBI's taxonomy places the organism in Eukaryota, Metazoa, Chordata, Aves, Piciformes, Picidae. The transcript is spliced from 13 exons. Bases 1 to 1533 code for a protein of 510 amino acids. Gene Ontology annotation, biological process: regulation of DNA-templated transcription.